Molecule: messenger RNA, 1535 nt
Organism: Andrographis paniculata
Lineage: Eukaryota; Viridiplantae; Streptophyta; Magnoliopsida; Lamiales; Acanthaceae
Exons: 12
Coding region: 66-1367 (433 amino acids)
Biological process (GO): negative regulation of translation; mRNA catabolic process
Cellular component (GO): CCR4-NOT complex
Source: RefSeq, a predicted model, not a curated record
UAUCUCUUCCCAAUUUACUGUUUGAACUGCAGUCUCGAAGCCUCCGUUCAGCCGCGGCGGUGAAUAUGUUGGGGUUUGAGGAUUCCGGCAAGCUGAUGAAUCUCCUCAAGGCCGGUGAGGAGCGUACCGUCGAAGAGAUCGUCGCAGAUUUCGACUCCAACUUUCCUCGCCGUCUCCAUUUCUACGCCUGCUCUGCCCUCGAUUAUCUCACAUCAGAGGAAAAAGUUCUAAUUCCGAAUCAGCGGUUGAUAGCUUUUGCAGUUCUUCACCAGGCAUAUGCAUCACAGCAGCUUUCUUCAAAUCCUUUUGUUACUAAGCUCAUCGAUGCAGCAUGUGAUGAAGAAGCUGAAAAGUAUGAGAGAGCAUUUAUUCUUCAAUUGUUAGCCUCUUCAAACACACCAAAUAGCAAAGAGUUUCUCAAGCAAUCAGCAGCAGAUUACAUGAAAAAUUAUGACCCUUCAUCACAUUCCUUUCCACAACGUGAGAUUUUGGAACAACAAUACUGUGGAGUUGUCCAUCCAGAACCCUUUAAAUGCUUGUUUAAAGACAACGCAGUGAAGAAUGUUAUCCCUGAUCCCGAUGUGCCGCGUGGAUGUAAUAGUAAUUCGCUUGAGUUUGAUGCACCUCCUGGAGUUAUAUCUAAACUCGGAUCGGGGAAUAGGGAUGAAACUCUAGCUGGGCUGUUAUCUGGUCUUUCGCUUGAGGGACUAAGUCCUCAAUGGAUUCGACCAUUCCCUCCAAGGCUCCCAGUAAUGGAGGGAGAGCUAUCAUGGCUGAACCCUGAUACAAACCAUGAACUAAUAUGGGACUAUGGUAUGUGUGCCGAUACCAGCAGAGGAGCAGCCGUUAGAGAUUUAAUUGCGAAAGCUUUGAAGGGUCCACUUGUUCCAGUGCAACAAGAGCAAGUGUUGGUGGAGUUAGCAAAUGACCCAAAGCUUGUGUAUCAUUGUGGAUUGACACCUAAAAAGCUCCCAGAAUUAGUGGAAAAUAAUCCCAUGAUUGCAGUUGAAGUUCUCAUUAAGUUGGUGAACUCGCCAGAAAUAUCCGAAUACUUUACAGUUCUUGUAAAUAUGGAGAUGAGUCUUCAUUCCAUGGAAGUUGUAAACAGGCUGACAACAACUAUUGAACUUCCUACCGAGUUCUUACACACUUACAUUUCGAACUGCAUUAGUGCCUGCCAGGGCAUCAAGGAUAGGUAUAUGCAGAACAGACUUGUGAGAUUGGUUUGUGUUUUCCUACAAAGUUUGAUCCGUAACAAAAUAAUUAACGUCCAUGAUAUAUUCAUCGAAGUGCAAGCAUUCUGCAUCGAGUUCUCCCGCAUCAGAGAAGCAGCCGGAUUAUUCCGACUCCUUAAGACCUUGGAAUAGGUGUCCUCUUUCUAACUCAUCUCUUGUAGUAUUUUGUUUACAUUCAAAUGAAUGUUAAUUUCGACUUCUUUACCCCAUCAUUGGCCUGAUUGUUUUGAGCAGUAAAUGAAUCAAUUCUAUCUCUGUGUUUUAUUGGAAAAAUGCAAUAUAGUUCAGCCUUAGAUAACA